Messenger RNA from Acaulospora colombiana, 2583 nucleotides. NCBI's taxonomy places the organism in Eukaryota, Fungi, Glomeromycota, Glomeromycetes, Diversisporales, Acaulosporaceae. The record is from the annotation of a GenBank genome assembly.
AUGGAUGACAUUGUUGCGCUCGCAAUGGAACGUAUAGAGAAUCUCCUUGAGGACAAAAUAACCCGUGAUGCUAUUUGGCGCAACGAUUUCUGCAGAAAUUUUGCCUUUUUACAGGAGGCAUUCAGCAGCAUUGGAGCACUAGCCAAGGCCGGAGUGACACAGGAGGAAACGGAUGCUUAUUAUGCUACAACCGAUCUGCCGUACGCUCUUCACAAGAAGAGCAUCCCAGAAAUGAUUGCAAAAUGGGGUUCCAUUGAGACAGGUUUCCCGCUGCGAGACGAGAAAGACCCUCGCUAUGCAAAGAUAAUUCAGCACCGCCGGCGAUUUGCAGAUAUACUACUACGUUCUUCUCGGACACUUCGACAUCAGGGGGAAGAGAACACUGUGGAUGCGAUUCAAGCUGUGAAUGGGGUGGUCAAUGCGGACAACUGGAGCUAUCUGCGCAGUCGGUUUAAUGAAGAGAAAAAUGUUCGCUCCCCUGCACAGAAUAUCCUGUCAAAGAUCUCAGAGACGUACGAUGGUGUAAGGCGUCGAGUGAUGCCAAAAAUAUAUGAAUCUCUGGUCCAAGGAACCGACGACGACCGUAUGAAAGGCGCCCUCUAUCUUCUAAAUCAUCCUGCCUUUGGUAAGAGCUCCAGACUAAUUUUGGUGAUCAAGACUCCUAAUAUCAUUCAGGCAAAUAUGCAGCGACAGGUGAUAGCUUACAUGCGUACAUCAAAACCCAUCUCAUUAUUCUUUUCAGAGCCAGAGCAGAUUCCUCUUUUUGUCAAAUAUUUCUUUGGAUGUCAACACAACGAAAAGUGCCAUGUUGACAACUGGUCAGCGCUAUCAAACUUUGUCGAACAAAGUCAAAGUGUAUACGGUAUGGACAGCGAACCUUUGCAUCAUGCUGCAGAAGAGCUCUUUAAGAUUCUGCCCGAAAGUCUCCAAGAUCGUGAAGUGAUCGAGCGAAACGCUGAAGUGUGCAAGACACGACUCGAAGAGACAAGAAACUACCUAGAGGAGACGCAAAAGGCGUUACUGGCGAUUGGCAUGUCAGAUAAGACGCACUGGAAGUAUAGCAUUGUCGCUUUGCGCAUGCUGAGAGCCUUAGUGCGGCGCGAAGUGCCGAAUAACGGUUCCCAAAUGGAGUAUUUCCUCUCAAAAACGACUGACAAUCACCCCUCCAUUCGCUAUGUAGUCAGAACUCAUAGCAAGGAGCCAAAGGACUUGAUAUUGCAGUCAAAUCACAACCCGCUUCGCCGUAGUGUCCCUGUGCAGCAACCAUCACACGAUACUACUAGAGAGUAUCUACAAACCUUCGCUGAACCGGUAGACUGGGAACUGGCGCAGAAAAAGCCCCAGGUAGACUUUCUGUUAGCACCUUCUGAAAAGGAAACAUGGGAAGAGGAUUCUAAGAGUGCUCUGGAAGCUCUCCGUAGUCUUGUCCUCACCUCAUCAUAUUGGGAGAAGCUACGCGUACAUUAUGCCGAGGAAAACCAGAGUUCCGCUAUCAAUUGGGACAAUGUUUCGUUCGUGAAGUCAAUUUUUCAAAUGAUCGGCGAUGAGCCCUGGGACUCACUUCACCCAACGGUCACCAAACUUUUGGAAGACAUAGAACAAAAUAAGCAGCGUGCGGCUGCCGAAUUCUUGGCAGGUCUCCUGGGUGGGUCAAAAAAUUGGCCAAUUACGUCGCAAAUCAAGAUUUGGAACUGGAUCGAGCCACAAUUACCCAAGAUUUUGGGACAGAAUGUCAAAUCUGAUACAUUGAAUAUAUGGACGUCUUUUCUUGAGUACUUGCUGGGAAAUCGAGAUCCACGGCGUUCUCAAGCUAUCGUGAAUUACGUUAUCAACGAGAGUAGACUUAUGGAAUAUAAUCAAGAGCUAUCAUUUGAAGGUAACAAUUAUUAUCAUAACUUGAGCUCAAGAGAUUUACAAUAUGCAAGCCGUCAGGAUUUGUUGCUUCACCCAAGCAAUGGCCGAAAGUCUUGGAUGGCGCUUCCAGCCAUGGAUCGAACCUAUCUUAGAACGGCAUUGGCAGGAGUUGGCAUCAGAUCACGACGAAGUAUGUUUUGGUUUCGUUUUAAUCCGCAGGAACUCACAUUAUCAAAGGUUCGAGCAUAUAUUGCGGAUGCUCUGGAAUUUGGCAACCAAAACCUACCGUUCCAACGACUGAGGUAUUCGUCAGAGAAUGCCAUACACUCCCUGAGACCGAGGACAUUAUGUCGAUCAGAGAAGGUUCCCAACUACCCCGCUUUAAGAAGCUACUUCCAGAGUUGGAGCGUUGGAGAUCAGAGAGGUUGCCAGGCGCUCGUGCAAUCCACUCACAAUACGAUCGCGCUGCGUCUACAAUUCUCAAGUGGCUAUUCUUGGGGUUACACGACAUCCAGGCGGUUUCCACCUGAGCUACUUCGAAUGAGUGAAUUAAACGAUAACAAUGACCUUGCUCAACGUGCCGGCUUCCUCCUCACCAGAACAUGUGGGGUGAUCCCACCCAAGGAGCUCAUUGUUCCUUUCCUGAAUACUAUCUUCCAAGUAAUUGAGGAGACCACUGUAUGUGAUGGUUAUCCAUCGAUCAAAGCGAAUGCUUACGUGAAAAUCUAG